Salpingoeca rosetta is the source of this 2480-nucleotide messenger RNA. RefSeq lists its product as uncharacterized. The coding region runs from base 87 to 2417 and encodes 776 amino acids. The record is from RefSeq and is a predicted model, not a curated record. NCBI's taxonomy places the organism in Eukaryota, Choanoflagellata, Craspedida, Salpingoecidae. The transcript is spliced from 4 exons.
ACGUUUUUGCCACUCGCUGCUGCUUGCCAACAGCAGACAGCCGCAGAGGAAGAUACGAAGAACGACAAGACAACAAGACGACGAACAUGACGUCUGUGGCGUCAACGGAAGGAGAGGCAAAAGGGCAGCAACAACAACAGCAGCAUGAUGUGGAGCAGCGGGCUGCUUCAUUGCAGCAGCUUGCAGACCAAGGCGUCGAGUUGGUCCAGUCCCUUGUGGCCAUCGCGGAUGUGCAUCUCCAGGCGCAACUCAAGGAAGCCUUUGAAAGCAGCAACAAUGAGGUGCUGAACGAGCAGACUCGGAAGAAAGGAAGGAAGAAAGGGGCGCUGGAGGCCAACUCAGUGGAGGAGAACGAUGAGCUGGUGGUGCGGCGGCUGCUGGAGGCGCAGCACCUGCUGCAGCGCAUGGCCAUGGACGGCCGGCUCACCAUGCGUGGGUGGAAGUACUGGCUGCUUGAGGAAGCGGAGCGCCGCCGCCAGCUGGAGGAGUUUGAAACCUUCCAGCGCCAGCAGAUUGACCUGGCAGUCAAGGCCGAAUCCCACAAGAACCUGAGCGAGAUCCGCGAGCGGCGGGUCCACCUGAGCGAGAUGCAGCUCAACCUGCAGCGGCUGCGGGAGCGCCUGCACGAGGCGGAGCAGGAGCGCGCACGCCUCGCGGAUGACAUCCACCGCACAGAGCAGCUGCGCACUAUCGUGAACACGCGCGUGUCCACCGAAGGCGACACAACAGCAGCGGUGGAGGAGCGGCUGCAGAAUGCACAGGAGGCGCUGAGCGCCGCCAUCAAGCAGCAACGCGAGGCGCAGGGCACGUGGGACGACACGGUGGCGCACGCAAACAAGGAACAGCGCGCGCACGCAGACAUGAUUAAGGACGCGGAGAGCCAGCUGUCGCGCGCGCAGCAGUUGUUGCAGCAGGAAGAGGCGGCAGAUCAUGCACCGGACGACCGCACGGAUGAGCUCAAGGCAAAGGUUGCAAAGCGCAUCACGGAGCAGCAGCACAUCCGCCAGCAAGUGCAGGAGGCUCUCCGGGCCAAAGAGCAGAUCAGAGAGACGGUGUCGGCUCUGCAGGAGAAAGUGGAGCAGGAGCAGGCUGCAGCCGAGGAGCGCGCUGCCCAAUAUGAGGCCGCCCUUCGCGACAGCUCCAGCGAGCACGAGCGCAUGGACCGGGCGAUGGCGGAGCAGCGGGCGGCGCUGGAGCGUGCGCAGGGCGUGCUGGCCGACGACGCGGGGAAGCUUCACGCCGCGGACGACGCGCUGUUCAACGAGGAGCAGGUGGUGCGGGCGACAGAGGCGGCCAUCACGUCUGCAGAGACGGGCAAGGCGGCGCUGGAGGCGGAGAUGCAGCGCAUUGAGGGGCAGUACAAGCUGGCGCUGGACGAGUACGACCGGACCAUGCGGGAGGUGACGCACCACCGGCAGCAGGUGCAGGAGCUGAAGGAGACAAUGGCGCUGGACGACCGCGCGCUCAAGCACCGCUGCAGGGAGAUGGAGGAGGACCUGGCGGUGGAGAAGGACCUCCACGCGCACGUGCAAGCCGCCCUGCAGCAGGUGAACGAGACUCACGCGCGCGUGCGCGAGGACACGGCGACGGUGCUGCCCAAGCUGGAGGCGGACAUUUCCGCCACAGACACGCGCGUGGCGCAACUGGAGGAGCGGAAGGAGGCGCUGUCCACCGAAUACGAGCGCACGACAGCACGCGAGAAGCAGCUGCGGGCAGAGCACGCUGCACUGCAAACGCAGACGGACUGCGAGGAGCAGCGGCUGGCGGGGAUUGAGGCGGAGGCCACGCAGCGGCGGGACGACGUGCAGGCCGAGUGCUUGGCGGCGCGUGCGCGGGUGGAGUCGGCGCCCGCACGGCAGGCGGAGGCGACGGAGACGCUGGAGCGGCUGCAGACGGAUGCGGCAGCGGUGGCGGCGCACACGGAGGAGCUGGUGGAGGAGAUUGGGGUGCGGGAGGGCGAGGUGGCGGAGACGCGGGCGCGGGCGAAGCAGCUGGCGACGGAGACGACGGCCAUGCGGGAGCGGACGGCGAUGCUGGAGCGCAUGAUGGAGGAGGGCACGGAGCGGCACGAGAAACGCGUGGAGGAGCUGCUGGAGGAAACAUCCAGCGUGAAGAAAGACACGCGGAGGAUCGUCCUGAGCAAUGACCCCGUGGUGCGGGACUUUUUGAAGGAGCAGCAGCUGUCGUUUGGGGCGCGGCAGACUAUGGCGGCGGCAAUUGCGCGGGAGCUGGACGUGGAGAUGCAGGUGCAGCGGCAGCGGGAGGCGCUGAGCCAGCAGCAGCAGCUGGCAUACAGCCGCACCGUGUAUGCCCUCCUUGAGCGGCACAAGCAGCAGCUCGCUACGUCCAUGCAGCUCACAAAGCAGGCGGCAGAGCAAAGCGACGUUGCUGCCACAAGUGCUCGCGUCACACCCUAGCCCACGGCUCCUCCUUGCCCAAACCAAAUAAUUCUCUGUGUGGUGUGUGUGUGUGUGUGUGUG